GGGGGACUCGUCUGGAUUUUGGUUGCCUCCUCCAAUGUUCCUCUACCUCUGCUGCAAGGAUGGGUCAUGUUCGUGUCCGUGACCGCUUUUAUCUUUUCCCUCAUCUUCCUUGGCGUGUUCCUCUCUGGCAUGGUGACUCAGAUUGAUGCCAAUUGGAACUUCCUGGAUUUUGCUUACCAUUUUACAGUGUUUGUCUUCUACUUUGGAGCCUUUUUACUGGAGGCAGCAACCACAUCCCUGCACGACCUGCACUGCAAUAGAACCAUGGAUCUGCAGCCGCUCUUGAGUGAUAACCAAUAUAACAUAAACGUAGCAGCCACAAUUUUUGCCUUUGUGACGACAGCUUGUUAUGGUUGCAGUUUGGGUUUGGCUUUACGAAGAUGGCGACCGUAACACUCCUUAGAAACUAACUGCCUGUGUGUUAGUUUCAUUUGUCUACUUUAUAUGUCUGAUCAAUUUGGAUACCAUUUUAUCCAGAUAUAACAACAUUCCAAAAGUAAUUUGUUUAGUAUAUGUAGAGAAUCUAAGUACAAGCUUUGGUUCAUUUCAUGGAUGGAAUUUUAAUUUUAUUAUGAUGUUAAGCAGAGAAAUGGCCUUUAAUUUUACAUCUGUCUCUUUCUUUCUUUUUUUUUCUUUGAAAGAAAAUUUCCCUUUAUAGCCAUAAAAUAUACAGAUAUUGUUCAUAAGAAAGGGGUAUCUCUUUGGUUUAGUUGCUGCGUCACCUGAAUUUUAAUUUUAAUAGGUAACUAAAAUUCCCUAAAAAAAAAAACACAUUUCAAAUAGGCUUCCCGCUGAACUCUAUCUUUUAGUAUAAAACAGAGAUUGGCACCUUUUUUCUAUAAAGGUCCAAAUGGUAAAUAUUUUAGGCCUUGUGGGCCAUACAGUUUCUGUUGCAACUACUGAGCUCAGCUGUCACUGUAUGAAAGCAGCCAUAGACAAUACGUAAAUGAAUGAGUGUAGCUGUGUUCUAAUAAAACUUUAUUUACAAAAACAAGCAGCAGGCUGGAUUUGGCCUGUGGGCUGCAUGCUAAUGUUUGCCGACCUGUAAUGUAAAGCCUCAGUUAUGUGUUCUGUAUUUUAUUGAAAUCCUGAAAAGUAUAAAGUUAAUUAGACAAGCCACAUAAUUAUGCAAUAAUCACAUGACCUUUGUGUUAAUGAUCAAAUACUUCCCCUAGAAAGGGUGUAUAGUUUCUCAAGCUAAUUCAAGCAGAAUGUUGGAUACAGAAAAAAGUAAUUUAUGAAGUGAACCCUAGUUGCUUAAUCAAACUAAAGGUCUCCUAGUAACUGAGCAAAACUCUCAUCUGGCAUCCUUAAAGUGAGAUCUCUAGAGACCAUUAACCACUACUGGAACUGGUAUCUAACUACUUAUGUCUUACUUUGGAUUUAUUUAUGCUUCAGGAUAUAGCUGUUUGCCCUGUGCAUGAAUAUAUGAAUAUUUGUGUGUGGAUAUGUGAGGUUUUACCAAAUAGAGCUCUUUGAAGAAUUAACUUUUUACUUCUAAUUAUUUUACAUUACUUUCUGAGUUACAUUUGAAUAGAGUAUUGAAUAGAACUUAAAGUUGUAGAUUCUUACAUGUUUUGAUAAUAGCCCUGACGUAAAAGCCGUGACAUCUAUGUUGUUUUUCAUUGGUGACAGAGACACAAAAUCAGUUUUAAAACAACAGUCAUCACAAAAACUGUCUCUAGGUGAAUAGCACAGAAAAGUAUUUUAACCCACCUGUAGAGACCUUGGUCAUGGAAAGGUGCCAAAAUGAAUCAGAGAACAAGUUAUUGUUAGUCCCCAGCUCCCACCAUGCUGUCCAAGCAAUGUACUUAUCUCUUGCCCCAGGAGGGCUACUUCUGGGAAAAGAGGGCUUUCAAUCGUUCCAUACUUUCAGCCCUUUGUUUUUUUCACUGAAUCAUCCCCUAAGAGUGCCAUGUAUAAAUUGGGCUAUUAGAUCUCAUGGAACGUAGAACAAUCCUGAACGAAUAGCAUGAUCAAUGCUCAGUGAUCAAAUGCUAUUUAUGUAAUAAUCCCCUAGAAAGAAGAAUCUUAUUAGAGUUUGGUUUGUGAUGUAAUUAUAAAGAUAAAAGACAUGUUUUGAUUUGUGACAAUAGGAAAUCAGUCUUAUGACUUUAUACUCACAUCAUAUCUUCUCUGUAAUAUCCAACUUCUUUUUCUAUAAUAUCCAGCUCCAUACCACACGCUUAAACCUGUAUUAUGAAUUGUAUAUUACAAAGUCAUAAAUGUGCCAUAAGGAUAUAUAGUCCAUUCUAGUUGGAAUCGUUUAAAGUUAGUCUGCUAGAUUUAGUUUUGAGAUUGUAUUUUUGUUUCCAAGGGGUAACAGGUCCACGCUUGGUGGCAUUAAAUUAAAUGAUUUCAUGAAACUGCUUUGGUGGCACUUUUGUAAAUGGAUUGCUUUUAGAUCAUUAAGAACCAAGCCUAAAACUCAUCUAACUGUGAAUACUUAGAUUUGUAGAUUAAUCGCACUCUAGAUUUGUGAGUUGAGUGACAAAGCACUUGAACAAAAAUUAUGGCAUUCGAGGAUUUCUUUAUAUAUCUUAGCUGUAAAAAUGUUGGUUGGUUUUAAAAUCUGGUAACUCCAUGAUGAAAAGGAAUUUAUUUUAUAAGUGUUAUGACUCUUAAUAAAGUAUUCAUUUGAUAA
This is a messenger RNA of Ceratotherium simum simum (southern white rhinoceros), 2644 nucleotides long. Lineage: Eukaryota; Metazoa; Chordata; Mammalia; Perissodactyla; Rhinocerotidae. The record is from RefSeq and is a predicted model, not a curated record.